AUGCCACAGGCCGCGGCGAGCGUCAGCUCGUCCUCCCACCCGCUAUGGCGGCCCACCAAGGUCAUGAACAUGCGCGACCUCGCACGCGACGACGACUUUCUCAGCCAUCUCCUCGUCGAGAAGCUCGGGACAGGCGACGUGCCCCUCGUUGUGCACAAGAUGGAUGCUAACCGCACCAUCCCCAAGGCGAACCCGGACGAGCUGCUGGUCAUCGUUAAACGUCUCGUGAAAGCCAGGUGUGCGCCGCAGACCGCCAUCCGAGAGGCGGUCGACUUCCUUCUCAAGCUCAACGCAGUACGAUACUGGAUCAAGGAAUAUGAUCAGAAGCAGACGAACGCGUUCGCCACCCACGCCUCCCGCUACUUCGAGCUCUACAUGCCGACGGGAUCGAUCGAGAUCGCGCAUACAUCCCGCUAUACACACCAGACCGGAAAAUCUGAGCUUUGCAUCCUCGCCACUCGCCCGCUCAUGCCCGGUAUGGUCAUCACUGAGCUCAAGGGCUCAAUGGCGGACCUUACGGAGGAAGAGGACAUGGAACUCAAGCGAACAGCAGCGACAUGCGCGCCGGGCGUGCAGGUUCGCCGAGAUUUCAGUGUUAUCCAUUCCAAGCAGAUGAAGAAAAAUCAUCUAUUUCUUGGCCCUGCCCGGUUUGUGAACCACGACUGUGACCACAACGUCGAACUGUUUCGAGAAGGGCGCUACAUUACGUUUCGGGUCAUCAAGCCGAUUGGAGUGGGGGAGGAGGUGACGGCGCACUAUGGCGACGGUUACUUCGGUCGCAAGAACCGCCAUUGCCUAUGUGAGACCUGCGAACGCCUAGGUAGGGGCGGCUAUGCAGCGCAUUCAUCUGAGGAUGAACUUUCCGACGAAGUCGUUGACUCUGCGGACGAUAAUGGCACGAGCGGGUCGGACUCGGACGACGACACGGAGCGUGCGCAUACGCGGAGUACAUGCAAGGGGACCCAUACUGGCGUCAAGGGUAAGGGCAAGGCCGUAGGAGGUGGCCAAAUCGAGCUCGAAGCCGAAGUUGAGCCUGACACGGCCUCUGAACUAACGUCUCUCCCUUCCUCUCGCGCGUCUGUUCCUUCGCCGGCUGGCCCGUCAAAGGGGCAUGGACUGAUGACACCUGAUCCUGAGCCUGUGCGUCUGGAUGAAUUCUUCCGAGACUCGAGCAUUGUUCCCCCGCUGUCAUCGCCUGCAAAAGCAGAUGAUAACCCUAGCAAAGCGCCAACACCCGCCACAUUCCGAUCAGUGAUCUCCACGCGCUCACAGAAGGCGAAAGAGGCUGCAGAAUCAACUCCUGCCCCUGAACCACCAGAAAGCAUAUCCGGUCGCGGGAGAGGCAGGGGCCGAGGGAUAGGCAGAGGUGGCAGAGGCGGUAGAGGUGGCCGUCCGCCUCGCGCAGAUUCUGUCCGGCAGCUUAUCACACCGCCGCUAACCGCGGACCACACCGACUCUGCUGCGACAAGUGUGCGGUCGUCUUCGCGCAUACGCACACGAGCGGGGGACCGGGAGACCGCGCUCUCGCGCCAGGCGACGCCGAUGAAGGUGGAAUCGCAGUCGACUGUCGAUUCGGAGGACAGCAAGGGCAAGGGACGUGAGGACUCCGAUCCUGAGCCAACGAGAAGUCUGCGCCCGCGUCAGCUGUACCCGCUGCUCGAUCCUCAGGCGCUGACAAGGAAGCCGGCGGAGGGACCGAGGGGCGUCGAUGGGAAGCCGCUGCCAACGUGCAAGACGUGCAAGAAUGUGCUGCCUGUGAUCCAUGUGGAGGGCAAGGUUGUGUGGGGCGCGAACCCGGGUAGAACGGGCAAGCGCGGACGCCCGCGAAAGAAUGUCGAGGCUGAAUGCCCGAGGUGUAUUCGACACUUUGCUAUCUAUGGAGUCGCGUGGCCCGGCCGGAGCGACACAAUCAUGACGCCGCGGGACAACACUCCGAACGUGGUCGUCACUCACUCCGCGGCGCAUUUACGCUCGCUCAACUUUGCCGCGCAUGGCUAUGCGCCGCCGAAGCGGCCGUAUAAACGGCGGCGCGAGGUUGAGGACGUCGGUGACGGUCGUCCCGCGAAAAAGCAGCGUCCGGCGACGGGACGACCCCGCGGGCGGCCGCCCAAGAAUAAGGUCGGUAUGUCGAGUAUGGCGAAGCAGCUGCUCAAGGUGAAGGAGAGCCCAAAGCCAAUACCGAAACCUAAGCACAAGGAGAAGCUUUUAUGUGCUGCGAGCCAGGAGCGGCGGAGUGGGCGGACGCGCGUACCCAGUCUGAAGCUCCGUGAGAGCGAGCCGCCAACCAGGCUCUCCUCAAGAGCGAGCAGGGCAGCGUCAUCGCGGCCGCCGGAGUCGAACGCAUCCUCUUCCUCGUCGUUGUCGUCGUCAUCUGCGCUUUCGAUACCGGAUAGUGAGGACGCCGCGAAUGUCGCGGUCCAGACACCUAUAAAGCCAGCUCCAGUCGAUGAGGAGAUAGUAAAGCUACCGACGCCGAAAUCACUUGCGGUCGCUGCACAGCCGCGAGAGUCGAAUGGACGGUUUGGUAAGAAGGCGAACACGAACGGAAGAUUCAUGCGCAAGACGUUGACUUAUUCUGCGGGUCGACGUGCGCGUGCACAGAAGGCGCUGCAGAAAAGCAAGAAUUUGAGAAAGGCGGAGAAGUUGAAGCAUGGCCAGAGCGAUCAGGAGGACGGCGGUCGCAAGGCGGGCUCUUCGGGAGCUCCAGCCACUGCUGUGGAUGCUCCUAAGGGCCCGACGCUCAAGCGGCACGUAUAUGACGAAGAGCAGGAAUGCGGGCAUCACGUCGGCAAGAAAAGACGUUAUGGCAGCGAUGGAGAAGAUGAGGGUGAGGAAGGCGAGAGCGAUAGCGAAGAAGAUGAGGACGAGGACGGGACAUCUUUCCGGGCAAUCCUGCCUAGAGGUGGGAUGCGUGGUGUCCGUCUGCUUUGUGCACCUAACCCUGUGACAUUCGCUCGUCUCAAGUGGGCACGCGGUCCGGCUGAUAACUCGUCUAGAAGGCCUCAUCCUGAGGUUGUGGAUGGCACGAACUCCUCGUCAUCUGCGUCGACCAUCGACGACACGGAGGGCCCAGUGACGCCUGAAGUGGAAACGGAGACGUCGACGGUCGGUGUAGCCAGCUCAGAUGACGACGGCGACGAUGAUGCAGAAGACGACGACGGCGAGGUGCCCACUCGGCCCAUCGUUACGAUCCCGUCGUCGUAUGUUGGCAAACUGACCAUGAAGCCGAAUCCGAUCAAUCUAGCGAAACGUCGUUGGGCCCCGCUGCCUGCAAAAGCAUCUCUCGUGCCCAAAGUCGAGCAGGUGCCGGAAAAUCUCGCAGAACCUUUCGAGCUGCCUUACAACGAGUUGGACUUUACGGAUGGCUCGGACGGGGAAUCCUGGUCCAGUUAUUCUUCUGAUGAGGAGGAUGAGCUGCCCAUCGCCAACAACUACUCGAAAGCGAAUGACCUGCAAUUGGCAACUAGCCGCCCGGUAUCGUGUGCAACCGUCGCAUCAGUGGAUUCUGCGGAAGGCUCGGAACGGAGCGUCGAACGUCUAGUGAACAUAUUCCCGUCCGAACGUGCGGGACCCUCUAAUACCCCUCUUUCAACAUCUUCUGGGCUACUAUCUCUCUCCCAGAUGAACGAGAUCUCUCCUGGGUCUGCGUGGAAGCGAACAGUUUUGUUACCUAAUAAUAUCCCCUACCUGAAUAACCCCGCCGUAUCGUUCGCAAAGUUCCCUAGUUCACCGGUGGCGUUGAUUCGCGCGGGCUGGGACACUGCGUCGUCGGACACGGACUCUUGA
Messenger RNA from Laetiporus sulphureus 93-53, 3786 nucleotides. RefSeq lists its product as uncharacterized. The record is from RefSeq and is a predicted model, not a curated record. Lineage: Eukaryota; Fungi; Basidiomycota; Agaricomycetes; Polyporales; Laetiporaceae. The transcript has 7 exons. Gene Ontology annotation, cellular component: nucleus. Bases 1 to 3786 code for a protein of 1261 amino acids. Gene Ontology annotation, molecular function: protein binding; histone H4K20 methyltransferase activity; DNA binding.